AUGAUCGAGCAGAUUAAGGAGAUCCGGACUGGCAAGAACUGUGAGAGCCUGCGACACAAGGACUUCCCGACCUCUUACAACGAGGAGCGUAUCUUCAGCAUCCUCUACGGCGACUCCUACGAUAGCCUCGACCUCAUCGCCAACUCCCCCGAGGAGGCUAACAUCUGGGUCACCGGCCUCAAUGCUCUCAUAGGUGCCUCCAAAGAUGCUCCGGACGCUGUAGAAGACAGGCAGACGAUGCGGGAAACCUGGCUCAAGGAGAUGUUUGAGAAGGCUUCCAAGGACUCCAGUGGAGGCUUCAUAGACCAGAGUACCUGUAUUAAACUUAUCAAGAGGCUCGACUCUCAGGUCGCUAUGGACAGAGUCAAGCAGAAGCUACAGGUGAGACGGGUAUUCAUUGACUCAGUUACUAAGGAAUACGCAAAUAAGGAUUACUUAACGCUAGAAGACUUCCAUUUAUUCUUGGAAGGAGAGCAAGGCUUGGCAGGUUUGACGUCUGAUAAAGUGAUGGAACUGAUAGAAAAAUAUGAGCCCGCUCCCGAGGCCAGAAAAAACCGGCAAAUGCUAAUAGAUGGUUUCACGCGGUAUUUAAUGAGUGAUGAAUGUGACCUGUUUGACCCAAGUCAGCGGCAAGUGUGUCAAGACAUGACCCAGCCUCUAGGUCACUACUUCAUCUCAACCAGCCACAACACCUACCUUCUUGAAGACCAGCUCAAGGGGCCCUCCAGCAUCGAUGGUUACAUCAGGGUCCUCACGUGUGGCUGUCGCUGUGUCAAAGUGGACGUGUGGGACGGCCCUGAGGCUCCCGUGGUGUAUCAUGGUAACACCCUCACCACCAAGGUUCCCUUCAGAGACGUCGUCGAAGCCAUCGCUACCUACGCUUUCGAUUUCUCAGUGUAUCCCGUAAUCAUCCACCUGGAGAACCACUGCAGUGUGAAGCAACAGCAGGUAAUGGCUAGUAUCCUGAAGGAAGUGCUGGGAAACCACCUCUAUGUUCACCCUCUUCACACCAACACUCCACUCACUGACCUCUCUCCUGAUCACCUCAAGUAUAAGUUUAUACUAAAGGGCAAGAAGCUGCCUCGUGAAGACCUGGAGGAGGGGGAGGUGUCUGACGAGGACGAGGGAGGGGAGACCAAGAGAAACAACAACCCCAGGAAGGUGCGACUGUGUCGAGAACUCUCCUCCCUCAUCUCUCUCCACCGCGCCCGCUUCUCUGACCUCAACACAGCUAAGACAAGACAGAACGUCAGCGAAAUGUGUAGCCUGAGUGAGUCUUCAGCAGCCAAGCUGGCUCAUGCUUGUCCUGAGGACCUGGUGAACCACAACAAGCGCUUCCUCACGAGGGUCUUCCCCAACUCCUCAAGAGUUGAUUCUUCCAACUACAACCCACAGGACUUCUGGAACGCUGGCUGCCAGAUGGUGGCCCUCAACUUCCAGACACCAGGUCAGAUGAUGGACGUGUACGAGGGGAGGUUCCGUGCCAAUGGUGGUUGUGGGUACCUGCUGAAGCCAGCCGUCAUGCGAGAGCACAUCUCCGUGUUCUCGGCUCACUCUAGGGACACCAUCCCUGGCGUCGCACCCCAGCUACUCAAGAUCAAGGUAAUCAGUGGACAGUGCCUUCCUAAGCCCCGAGGCUCGACGGCCACGAAAGCCACGAUCAUCGAUCCUUAUGUUGUCAUCCAGAUCUUCGGCAUCCCCGCUGACUGCAUAGAGGCCAAGACUCGCACUGUCAGCAACGACAGCAGCUUCCCCAUAUUCGACGAGAGCUUCGAGUUCCACAUCAACCUGCCAGAGCUCGCCCUUGUAAGGUUCGUCGUCCUUGAUGAUGAGUUCAUCGGUGAUGACUUCGUCGGCCAGUGCACCAUCCCCUUCGACUGUAUCCAAACAGGUUACCGGCACGUGCGUCUACUCUCCAGUAUGGGGGAGCCCAUGGACAUGGCCACGCUCUUUGUCCACGUGUCUAUCUCUAACAGGAAGGGAGGCGGGAAACCGCAGUGGGUGAAGGGCAAGAGGACUGACAAGAUCCAGGCAGACAUCAAACCAGUGGGGCUGAGGGCUGCUGACGACUUGUUCAAGGAGGCGUCGACGGUGCUGGUGGAGGCUGAGUGUGAGCAAAGUAAGGUGGAGAGUGCCUGGUCAGACCUGCAGGACGAGUGUGGCCUCGAGCACACGGCCAACAUGAAGCAGUGCCUCAGAGUGGCCAUCUCUCGCUACAUGGCCACACCUGACACUAGCCGUCUCACUAUCCAGGAGGAGAACGGGGUGCCAUUCCUGCGAAGCUCCCGACCUGGGCCUCUCCCUUCACACCUUCACAGACUGCAAACUGCGAUGGAGAAGGUUCUGCUGGAGAUCCAUCAUUUUUUGGCUCACGUUGAGAACCUACGGGUGUCCCUGGAGUCCCGCCUCAAGCCUGCCCUGGCCAUGUACGACACCCUGGAGAACCUCCUCUCCUACAACGGUAUCAAGGGCAAGAAGGCCAACAGAGCCAUGGAGAACUUCGCCUGGAACGUGAGGAUCAUCAGAGGCCAACUGGACAGAAUCGUCGCCCUCAAGAAGAAGUGUAGGAUGGCCAUGGAACAGGUGGAGUCAACGAAGGUGACCUUGGACAGUCUUAACACCCGGGACAGGUCACCUUCAGUGAGAGAAAGGCCACGGCUGACACUGGCUAACCGCCACAACACUACUGACAACCUCACCACGUAUGGCAGCUUGGGCCGCUCUCCCACCACCCCUAGCAGUGAAUGUAAACCCAAGAGUAUCCUGAAGAAAAGCAACUCGAACCUGGAGUCCAGCAGUGCUGGGUAUGUGAACGAAGAGUAUCGCGUCUCGCCCAGCACCUCUUCUACUCUCAUAGCCGACGAAGACGACGCUAAUGAACUGCUUAAACCCCAGAUCUUGCACUCCUUCAGUUACACCCCUGGCUUCAGUUAUGAGCAGAACACCGCCCUGUAGUUUGUCUGGUCUCUGAGUACUGUUGGUCUGUGUAAUGAGCUGCAGAGUAUACAGUAAUGUAGGAUGUAAGGACAUUGAGUAAUGUUGACCUGCGUAAUGAGUUGUAGAAGAUACACGACACUAGUGUAAAGCCUAAGGACAUUAAAUACGAUUGGCCUGUGUAAUGAGCUUCACAGUACAUAGCUGUGUUGAGUGUAAGGACAAUGAACAAUUCUGACCUGUGUAGUGAGUUGCAGAGUACACAACAGUGAUGUUGAGUGUAAAGAGACUGCAGUGACCUCAAGCACUUUGGAGCUAGUGAGAAUUGUGUUGCAUCACCCUGAGCACGUAGUCUUGUCUAUAUUACACACAAAUCAUCAUGAGAUGACUGUAUUAUGUGCACAUGACUGUAGUAGGCACACAUAAUACAGCCAUCAUAAGAUGAAUGUAUUAUGUGCGAAGAAAUAAAUGAUGCAGUGAUACUAACAAUAAUACGAAUCAUUUACAGAAAGAAAAGGAUCUUCUCAUCACUUCAUAAGAAACACUUAAAUAGUUUAAGAAGUAAUAUCAUGUAAACAAUACUUGCAACACGUCCAUAUGUGGCACCUUCAACAAUUUCAAGCUUUGGAUGGCACUUCAGUAGCAAAUAUUUUCCAAAUGCAGCAUAAAAGAAUAAAUAAGCCUUAUUGAUAUGGCUUCCAGGGUAUGGAAUUGGUGACAGUGCCAUGAGAGUUAAAUCCCUUUGUCAUUUUUAUAUAUACCUCAGAAUGCUAAGCAGUAGCAUUUUUAGAGACAUGUUCUAUUGUAAUGGUGCACAUGUUAGUGAAGAACAUGAAGAACAUAUUUAAUGAAGUGCGACACAAUAUUUUAAAAAUAACAAUGUUUUUGUAUAGGCUAAUUUUCCUAAUGGGUGCUGCUACUGUAUAUAUUGUGGUAAAUAAGCGUAGUAGUUAUGAUAAUAUACCUUUGUAAGAUAUAUGUAGUGUCUCGUGUAUUAUUUAUUUGGUAUAUACGGUGUUCGAUGUACUGUAACUUCAAGUGGUUAGCAGGUACGAGACAAGACACUUGUAGAAUCAAACAUGGACGAAUCACUUACACUAAGCAUCGAGGAUGAAUGGUAAAUGCUAAACCUGUAGGGGUUAUACAGCUCCUGGGAAAGAGGAGGUAACUGGGUUUGAUCCAAGAGAUGGGAGAGUCCCUCCAGUUCCUUGGAUUUAGGAGCCCCGUCACCAUCAUCAAGGCUCCACCCUUGAAGGGAUAGAUGGAUGAAAGCCACUUGAUAAUGGUCCAGGGCUGAUCGAGGCAUCUUCUACUCUCGGCUACAGAAAAAGUCAACAGGGUUUCAGACCUAUCGACUACACGACUGUCGUUAAGGCAGGAUAUAACCUUUCCACCACGAGACAAGAGUACUGUAAACACUAUGAUUUGGAUUAAUGAAAACUUUCAGCAUAAAUACGCUGAGACACAUACACCUCUCGGUGUAUAUAUCCUGUGUCUCCUUUUAACUACACUUUGUAACUUGUGACUACACUCUCCUACAUAAGAUACUUUAUUGAAGUAAUUAAUAAGUUACAGGAAGUAUUCAGAUUAAAGGUAGCGAUAUAGAGGAGAAUUUGUACAAAAAGCGCAAGUAUGUUGAACAGAUAUUUUAAUGCAGCAUGUUUCAUUCUAUGCUGGACUCUGCUAUGGGAGAAACGUCCGCGUAAAACAAUGUUCUGCUUGUGUCUGCCCACGCAAAGUACUUCAGAGACAUCACUGAAAGAUUGAUAAACCAGCAUGGUGUUGCUGCAAACUGUGCUGCUGUACACUGUAGCACCACACAGUGUGUUGGUAUACUCUGUAACACCACAAACUGUGCUGCUGUACACUGUAACAGUGUACAGUGUGAUAGUGUUAACUGUAGCACCAUAGAUUGUGCUGGUGUACACUGUAACACCACAGACUGUGCUAGUGUGCACAGUAGCACCUCAAGUCUCCAACAAACACAACACUCAACUAUUUACAUACAGUUUUUUAACAUUCCAAACUUAAAUUUAUGAGAAGUGUAAAUGAUAAUCACAAUAAAUGCAUAUUCUAUUUUAAAUACAUAAUCACGUAAUUUUGGAUAUAUUACACUUAGAUUAUAAAGGCAAUUUUAUAUAAGAUGACAUGAA
Messenger RNA from Cherax quadricarinatus, 5087 nucleotides. The record is from RefSeq and is a predicted model, not a curated record. NCBI's taxonomy places the organism in Eukaryota, Metazoa, Arthropoda, Malacostraca, Decapoda, Parastacidae.